Aspergillus ibericus CBS 121593 is the source of this 1086-nucleotide messenger RNA. RefSeq lists its product as uncharacterized. The record is from RefSeq and is a predicted model, not a curated record. The transcript has a single exon. NCBI's taxonomy places the organism in Eukaryota, Fungi, Ascomycota, Eurotiomycetes, Eurotiales, Aspergillaceae. The annotation marks the transcript as partial.
GCCAUGCUCGCCACCCCGAUGACCCCGCAGUCCUCCUCCUCAUCCUCGUCCAACAUGGCCUGUCGGGCCAACCCUCCCACGCUCUCCUCCCGACCUAAGCUCACCCUUCAAACCACCUCCCUUCCUCGCACCUUUGGCACAUCCUCGACGGGGCUGUCCCUGUCCCUAGCCGCCGGGCCUACAGCAUCUCCCACCGUCCGCAACACCUUCAAGAAUGCCUACGAGGUCACUGGCCCUCCAUCCGCCACCGCCUCCCCCUCUUCCAAAUAUCCCAACAACCGCUUCAGCAAGCCGUCCUCGCCAUACACCACCCACAAUCCAUACCAACUCCCGCUGGGGGUGAAGAGUAUUCUGCGCAACUCGCCGCUAGAGCCGAGCUGCCGCCGUCGAACUAGUUCGGUGGCCACCACCGGGCCGAAUGGUGGACCGAGCGCCCGGCGCGUCUUCUUUCCCGCCAAGAAGCAGGUCAGUUAUCGCUGUCCGUUGGAGGAGGAGAUCAAGACCGUGCACUACACCGCUCGCCACUCCGAUCUUCACGACGACCCCGAACCGGUGCCCCAGCUGCUCGAGCCAGCCUCUUCAGAUGAGGAUUCUGAUUCCAGUGCGAGCGUGGGACCCUCGGACACCAGCACAUCCGAGGAUGAGCCUGAGACCGAGACGGGCAAGACUCCCUUGUCUCCCGUCAAGCGCAGGAAGCGGAAACUUCCGAAUGCCGACAGGCAAGUUCGGGCCGUGGCCCUGAUGGACGGAAUCGCAGCCAACCACCACCACCAAGACACUCUGACGCCGCAGACGCCGUGCAGGAAACGGGCCAAGCGUCGCUGCGAAUGGCGAUGGACCCUGGGGCCGUUGGAGCAUCGUGAAACCCAGCUGCAUCCCGUGUCGGAUGAGACCGUUGCGCCUUCAUCCGCGUCCCAGCCUGAAACGAUACCGUUGGAGUCAGAAACUGAGACCCCCUCGUCCGACCUGCCCUUAUCCAGCGCCAGUACUACCACCACCUGCUACCACUCCAGUCCCAGUUCAUCUGUCGCUUCGGAUCUGGAGCACAUGACUCACGACCUUGAAUGCACGCAUGCCGAUCAAUGA